CUGGGUCCCUCUUCGCGUCCCCCUGGCCUCCCCUGGUCCCCGAGUUCCGAGUGUCCCCCGCCCCCAUGGAGCAACUGCUGCGCUCUGAGCUGCGCACCGCGACCCUGCGCGCCUUGGGGCGCUCUGGCGGGGGCUGCAUCAGCGAGGGGCACUCCUACGACACUGACGCUGGGCCUGUGUUUGUCAAGGUCAACCGCAGGGCUCAGGCCCGGCAGAUGUUUGAGGGGGAGGAGGCAAGCCUGGAGGCCCUCCGGAGCACGGGCACGGUGCGGGCCCCUCGGCCCAUCAAGGUUAUCGACCUGCCCGGGGGUGGGGCAGCCUUCGUGAUGGAGCACCUGAAGAUGAGGAGCUUGAACAGUCAGGCUUGGAGACUUGGAGAACAGGUGGCAGAUUUGCACCUUUACAACCAGAAGCUCCGGGACAAGUUGAGGGAGGAGGCGAACACAGUGGGCCGGAGGGCCGAGGAUGCUGAGCCCCAGCAUGUGACCAAGUUUGGCUUCCACACGGUGACGUGCUGUGGCUUCAUCCCGCAGGUGAAUGAGUGGCAGGACGACUGGUCGACCUUCUUCACCCGGCACCGGCUCCAAGCACAGCUGGAUCUCAUUGAGAAGGACUAUGCUGAUCGAGAGGCACGAGAUCUCUGGUCGCAGCUACAGGUGAAGAUCCCGGAUCUGUUUAGGGGCCUAGAUAUUGUCCCUGCACUUCUCCACGGGGAUCUCUGGUCGGGAAACGUGGCCGAGGACAACUCGGGACCCCUUGUUUACGACCCAGCGUCCUUCUAUGGCCACUCUGAGUUUGAACUGGCAAUUGCCUCGAUGUUCGGUGGCUUCCCCAGGUCCUUCUUCACCGCCUACCACCAGAAGAUCCCCAAGGCUCCAGGCUUCGACCAGCGGCAGCUGCUCUACCAGCUCUUUAACUACCUGAACCACUGGAACCACUUUGGGAGGGAGUACAGGGGCCCGACCCUGGGCACCCUGAGGAAGCUUCUCAAGUAGCAGCCCACCCGUGUCCCGGCCCGCCUGCCCGCCCGCUUAGCAAACACCAGGGGCAGCAACAGCAGAGGCGGCUGC
Molecule: messenger RNA, 1070 nt
Organism: Eptesicus fuscus (big brown bat)
Lineage: Eukaryota; Metazoa; Chordata; Mammalia; Chiroptera; Vespertilionidae
Gene: FN3K
Product: fructosamine 3 kinase
Exons: 6
Coding region: 66-995 (309 amino acids)
Biological process (GO): fructosamine metabolic process
Source: RefSeq, a predicted model, not a curated record